Molecule: messenger RNA, 993 nt
Organism: Scylla paramamosain (green mud crab)
Lineage: Eukaryota; Metazoa; Arthropoda; Malacostraca; Decapoda; Portunidae
Exons: 1
Coding region: 1-993 (330 amino acids)
Biological process (GO): DNA integration
Molecular function (GO): nucleic acid binding
Source: RefSeq, a predicted model, not a curated record
AUGGUCGCCGCGGCAGCAGAAGCCACUACAGACGACGUGGGUCAUGUGGUAGACCUACGCCAUGUGGAGGAGGAGGCAGUCAAAGAUGAGGAAUAUCGGCUCCUCCAUGAGUGCGUGGCCAAUGAUGGUUGGGGCGAGCGGAAGGACGCCGAGCCGGCCGCGCUACACCCGUACUUCAGGAUGCGGCGGCACUUGUCAUGUCAAGGUGACAUUGUGCUUUACACCAGCGAUGAGAGAUUCCCCCGCCUUGUCAUCCCAACCGCCCUCAGACGCACCGUGCUCGCCAAUCUCCUCGCUGGUCAUCAGGGCAGAGACUCAAUGCUUCGCAGAGCCAGGCAGUCUGUAUACUGGCCCGGCAUCGAUGCAGAAGUGGAGCAAAAACGACGCCAGUGCCAGAUGUGCGAGACGCACACCCCCUCUCAACCAGCCGAGCCGCUCCUGCCCACCCCACCACCCCAGUUCCCAUUUCAACAAGCAGUGGCCGACCUGUUUCACCUACACGGCAAUGUGUACAUCGCAUACGCCGACAGGCUGACAGGCUGGCUAGAAGUGGAACACCUGUCUGGGGAAGCCACCAGCUCCCGCCUUAUCACGUUGUUCCGGCGGUGGUUCACACGCUUCGGCAUCCCUGAAGAGCUCUCAUGUGACGGGGGCACCAACCUCACCAGCCACGAAUCGAGGAGGUUCUUGGAGGACUGGCGUGUCACCCUACGAAUCUCAUCAUCCCACUACACCCAAUCUAAUGGACGUGCAGAAGCAGCUGUCAAGUCGGCCAAGAGGCUGUUAAGAGGCAACACAACGCGCGGGGGCUCCUUAGACACCGACAGCACUGCCAGAGCGAUCCUCCAGUACCUAAACACACCCCUGCACGGCCUCGACGCAUCCCCAGCACAGCUGCUGACAGGCAGACAGCUGCGAGACGCCAUACCCGUAGAGAGCUCCCGCUGCCUCAUCAGUAGGGCAGGACACUGCGCGACCGGGAACGUGCCAUGA